AUGCAUUGGCUCACCACCGCGCUCAUCCCGGCGGCCGCCCUUCUCUGGGAGCCCGUGGCCGGCGACCCAUCGCCCAAGUACAACCCUCUCCCGCCCCUCCGCGAGCAGGCCCGCAUCCAAGACGCGUGGACGGCGGAGCGCAAGGCGGGCAUUCCCGCCCUUCUCAAGAGACACGGCGUCGACGCCUGGGUGGUCAGCCAGCGCGAGUACGCGGAAGAGACCGUCUUCUGGUCCCUCAAGCCGGCGUCGACCUUCUCCGCCCGCCGUCGCACGACAUGCCUCUUCCUCGCCGAGCCCCUCGCCGCCAACUCCUCCGAGGGCGCCCUCCCGCGGCAGCCGGGUUGCAUCGUCGGCUGGACCACGGACGUCUGGGAGACCCUCAAGGCGCAGCUCGAGGCCGCGGACCCCGCCACCGUCGCCAUUGACGCGCACCCGGAGAUCGCCUUCGCCAGCGGCCUGCACGCGGGCGAGUACCAGGCCAUGGCGAACGGGCUGGGCGGGGCGUGGGCCUCGCGCAUGGUGGUCAAGCCCGAGAUCGCCGUUGAGUUCAUCGCCACCCAGCCGCGGUCGAAGCUGCCGCCGUACAGGGAGGUCAUGGAGACGGCGUGGGCCAUGAUCGCCCGCGGCUUCAGCGAGGCGGUCGUCGUCCCCGGAAAAACGACGACGGGGGAUCUGGAGUGGUGGUUCAGGGAGGAGAUCCUGGCGCACAACUUCACCACGUGGUUCCAGCCCAGCGUCAGCGUCGUCCAUCAGGCGCUGCCCUGGGACGCGGAGACGAAGACGGAGGGGGCCGCGGGCGAAGAUGCCGGGGGGAGGGUUAUCGAGUAUGGCGACAUGCUACACGUUGAUUUCGGGUUGACUGCCAUGGGCCUGAAUACCGACACCCAGCACCUGGGGUACGUGCUUCGUCCGGGUGAGGAGGACGUUCCUCGGGGCUUGAAGGACGGGUUGAAGAAGGGGAACAAGCUGCAGGACAUUGUGAGGAGAAACAUUGCUGUCGGCAAGACUGGCAACGAGAUGCUCAAAGCUUCCCUGGGGGAGAUGCACACGGAGGGUAUCCAAGGACGGGUCUAUACGCAUCCGAUCGGAGACUGGGGCCAUUCUGCGGGACCCCUCAUCGGUUUGACAAACAUGCAAGACUACGUACCAGCAUCCGGCGAACUGGUCGCCGUCCGUAACAUGUGGUUCAGCGUCGAGCUGCUGGUGGAGCACUAUGUCCCCGAGAGGAACCAGACGCUGUGGUUCGCGUUGGAGGAGGAUGUUUACUGGGCCGGCGAGGAGAAGGGAUGGCAGUGGGUGUACGGGCGGCAGGAGGAAUUCCACCUGGUCAAGGCUGUGAAGGAGCACGAGACCAUGGAAGAGCUGUAG
This is a messenger RNA of Colletotrichum graminicola M1.001, 1368 nucleotides long. RefSeq names its product xaa-Pro aminopeptidase family enzyme. The record is from RefSeq and is a predicted model, not a curated record. The transcript has 3 exons. NCBI's taxonomy places the organism in Eukaryota, Fungi, Ascomycota, Sordariomycetes, Glomerellales, Glomerellaceae. Bases 1 to 1368 code for a protein of 455 amino acids.